AACUUCGCCUGAUCUGCCUUCAGAGACAACGCUGCCCCGGGAGCCCCAACCGGGAGCCGAGCCCCGGCUGCCCGCCCCCGGGGCCGGCCCGGGGGUCGGGGCGGCCGUGCUGGGGCCGCCCUCCGCCGCCCGUCCUCCUCGCUGCCGCCGAGCGCUGCCUGCGGCAGGAAGCGGGAGCCGGGUCGGGCUCGCUCCGCGCUACUCUGCCCGGGGUUGGGCUGGGCUGGGCUGGGCUGGGCUGGGGCUGCUUCUCUGAUCGCCGGGACCCUGCCAUGGGGACGUAGCGGGCGGCGGAGCCAUGCCCGGCGCGGCGCUGCCCCGCAGCUCGCUAUGCACGGUAAUCUUAACGUUUGUCUGUAUGUUGAUGGAGGAAUCUGUAGAAAUUGCUCCAGUGCCAUAUACACUGCAAGCCCGCCGGGUCGCUUUGGAUAGAAGAGAUCCCUUCAACCCCUUGAGGAGGGAAAAGAGGCAGGUGCACUGUCAACUUGGACAAUACCUACAUCCCAGAGAGACUCACUGCUGCAUGAGGUGCCAUGCAGGUACCUACAAGGCAAAAGACUGUGAACGGGCUGACCAGGCACCUGUGUGUCUUCCAUGUGCUAAUGGCACAUUCACAGCUGUUGACAACACCAUGUCUAAAUGCUUCCAGUGUACACAGUGUCGUACAGACUUGCAGCAGAUAGUAGAGACCCCAUGCACCCCAAAGCAAGAUACUGUAUGUGGCUGUCGGAAGAAUCAAUAUCAGAUUGGCCAGUCUGAUCUCUUCUACUGUAGGAACUGCAGCUUGUGCCCCAAUGGGAUUAUUGCGAACUGUUCAAAGAACAGAAACACGAUUUGCAGGUGUAAGCCUAUGUUCUUCCUGUCACUUGAUAACAUUUGCAUGCCUUGCAACAGCUGCUCUGGAGAAGAAUGCUUGCAAUGUCACAGCCCAGUGACUACCUCACCAAAUUCAUCUGGGCUGAAUGGGAGCCUUGUCCUUGGCAUCAUUGUUGCAAUAUUUGGAGUUAUCUCUGUCCUCUACAUUGUAAAUAAAAUAGUGAAACUGGUUCAGGAAAAUGGGAUAGCCUCUUCUUUCUACUCCUGUGUUUCUUCACUGCAGACGAGCAAGGAGUCAGUAUCUGAGGUUGAGGUUAAAAGGAGUGCAAUUUCUAUCCUUCCUGAGGCCCAGAAGGAAACAGAAUUGUUAGUGAAUGCAAUGCCACCAUCUGCACCUCUGCCACAAAGUUCACAUGAGCUACCAGACUGUGUCAGACCUGCGAGGAAGACGCAGCUACCAGACAAUCCUGCUAUUCUCUACACCGUGGUGGAUCACGUACCGCCAUCUCGGUGGAAAGAGUUUGUGAGGCGUCUGGGUCUGAGUGACUAUGAUCUAGAGCGAAUUGAGUUGGAGCAUCGGCGUUUACGAGAUGCCCAAUAUGAAAUGCUCAGACUGUGGAAACUUCAGAUGGGCUAUGCUGCAACUGUGGAGCAUAUCAGCUGUGUUCUCAACCAGAUGGAGCUGAGUGGCUGCAGUGAAGCUAUUCAGGAGGCUUUACUAAACCAGAACUCUCCUCAACCUUGCAGCCUCCACAGCCAUCUUUGAUCUAUUUCUGCUUUAGUUCCCCUUGCUGUGACUGUUGAGAGAGGAUCACAUCUCCCUUCCUUUCCUGUCUCCCCUUUCCUAUGCCUCCCUAUCUUUCUAACCCUCCUUAAAUGGGUUUGUUGGAGACAGCAGCAGAUUAUGCUGGAGGAAGGCCAAGGUUUCUUUGCAACCAUUGAGUUAGUUCAACGCCUUUUCAACCAAGAGAGACCUCUGCAAGAACUCCUUUCCCAAAGAGGGAAAGCACCUCAUAAAGGAAGUGGCGUGCGGACUGUGACCAAGGUGAAAACAGGAGCUCAGAGUGACUUGAUAGCUCAGCUACUCUACAGACAAGUUGUUGCUGAAACAGGAGCUUCACCCAGCAUACAGCAGGCUAACUUGGAGGGUGACUUGGUUGAGCUGGCUAUUCAAAUGCUAAAAUACUUGCUCUCUUCUUGCAGAUCUAUUUUUCUGCAAUAUCAGACAGUUAAACUGGCUCACAUUGCAGCCAUUUGAUUGUAAAAUCUGACUCAAGGGAAGUUGUGGGAGGACGUGCCUAUUUCUGGGAGCAGGAGUGGACUGCACCCUUUUGGUAUCAGCUGGUUAACAAAGUGAUGUACCUUCAGCCCUCUCACUGUGGCAGAAGUUGCAGAGAUUCAGAAGCAGUGGCUCAGUGUGAAACCGGAUGACAUUAUCCUUUCCACACCUCCCAUUGCCCUCUGGUGCAAGAGGAAUACAGAUUCUGAGCCUGGGGGUUGGAUGAAAUGGUUGGUGCUUUUUCUAGUGUUUCUUCUGCAUGUAGAAACCAUAUAAAACAGCAUUAACAAAACACCUGCCUGUGUGUUUGUCCUAGUGCAGAGUGGAAAAGAAUGCAUGUGUCUGUAUGGGUGAGGAGGUACCUAUGUACCUGGUAGUAUGAGUGCCUCUGUAAAUCUGUGCUUCCACACAGGUCAGUAGGCUUGUGUCUGCUUGCUUUUUUCUCUCUGAAUGAUUUGCUGAAUCUGACCUAACUGCAAAUGGGACUGUGUAUGUGUACAUAUAUAUAUAUAUAUAUAUAUAUAUAAAUAGAUAUUUUAGCAGCUGUUCAAUAAAUUCACACUACUUCCUGGAUUCCAUUCUGUGAGCACUGCUUGGGUACCAUCUUGAGGCUCUUGAUAUUGCUUUCUCAUGGGUAUUAUUACCCUGGGUGAAGUUGAAGUAGCAAAAAGCAAUUGGCCUGCAUCAGGUGCAGGUUGUCCACAUAUUUGUGAAUGUGGAUUUUUUUAAUCUCUUGUCCUUUGACUAGACAGAAGCUUUCCAUUGUAAAUACACUAAGUGUUCCAAAUUAAAAUUUGUAUUUUUA
Cygnus olor (mute swan) is the source of this 2900-nucleotide messenger RNA. It is a transcript of the gene TNFRSF1A, whose product is annotated as TNF receptor superfamily member 1A. The transcript has 10 exons. NCBI's taxonomy places the organism in Eukaryota, Metazoa, Chordata, Aves, Anseriformes, Anatidae. Gene Ontology annotation, molecular function: tumor necrosis factor binding; tumor necrosis factor receptor activity. Gene Ontology annotation, biological process: inflammatory response; signal transduction. Gene Ontology annotation, cellular component: signaling receptor complex; membrane raft; mitochondrion. The coding region runs from base 299 to 1582 and encodes 427 amino acids. The record is from RefSeq and is a predicted model, not a curated record.